AUGACGAUGUGGACAACUACGGUUUCCUCCCCCCAGCUGGCCACUAUGACGUCACGGUCCGACAUGGUACUGAUCACAAUCGUCAGCCAGGAAGUCAGCGAUUGGGUCAAGGUGAUCAUGAGCGUCUGGGUCUGCUCCAUCCUCUCAGCACUGGGUGUCACCACUAACGCUCUCGUCAUCGCCGUAUUUGCCAAACAAGGUUUCAAAGACAAUAUCUCCAUCUCUAUGACUGCUAUAGCCGUUUGGGACUUUCUAAAGUGUGUCUGCUGUCUCAUUGGCCGGUUAUACUGGGUCAUGGGGCUAGAGGAUCCAACCUUAGGGCAGAUGUGGGCAGAUGUGACUUCAAUUUUACUGAGCUACUUACACAGUUUCGUGGGCUUCGUGUCUUGUGCUCUGGCAGCCUACGUGUCUACGGAGAGAUGUUUGUGCGUGAGCAUGCCCUUUAAGGUCAAGGACAUAUUCACUAGAAAAUUUACCGUUGUAAUGAUGGUUGUCAUUUCUACAAUUGUCCUUGGCUCUUUAAUGGUGGCGUUCCCAUUAUGGGAAAUCAGGGUUAACUUUGACCACGGCCGUAACACAAGCAAGACAACGUUGGCCUUCAGCGAUUUCCACCGGCGUUACGGUGCAUCCGUACUCCUGUACUACAACAUUAUGAAGUUGGACAAGUUGGAACUCGGCCUCCCAGAAUUACUGGAGACCUUUCUGCAGGGACAAAGUUGA
This is a messenger RNA of Aplysia californica (California sea hare), 720 nucleotides long. RefSeq lists its product as uncharacterized. NCBI's taxonomy places the organism in Eukaryota, Metazoa, Mollusca, Gastropoda, Aplysiida, Aplysiidae. Gene Ontology annotation, biological process: neuropeptide signaling pathway. The coding region runs from base 1 to 720 and encodes 239 amino acids. The record is from RefSeq and is a predicted model, not a curated record. Gene Ontology annotation, cellular component: membrane. The transcript has 2 exons. Gene Ontology annotation, molecular function: G protein-coupled peptide receptor activity.